AUGGACUUCGGAGGAAGUUCAUCGAAGCCAAAGAACAACAAAAUCUACAUCGCUUCUGUGCCAAAGGAGGGUCACUGGGCGUUCAAAUAUAUUCAGAAUGGGUAAGGAUUUAUCUUUUUCCCUUUCUCUAUGUUGUAAGGCUUGUCGAUUACAUCCAAAAGCCAUUUUUGGGAAUUAUUAUUAUUAUUAUUUAUUUAUUUACGUUUAUUUUAACGUGGAGAAGAGAGAGAGAGAGAGAAAAAAAGAAGGGGAGGGAUGUGGGGGAGUUGGGGGGAAUAAAUGGGGAAUCUUCAGCUACUUGCCCGCGCAAAAGGAAAGAGAUGAUCAUUUAACAGAUGCCUGUGCCAGAUUCAUCUUUGAUAAGACUCUGUGUAUAAAAAAGUUGUGUCUUAGCUUCGAUUUUGGAGUCUUCCAUCGGUAAACGUCACUCCGUCUAGUCCGUGUAGUGUUUAAGCGUAAGAAAAAGUCAUCCGGAUUGAUGUCGACUUUGUUAGCUAACAAUUUGAUUAAAAACUUCUUAUGAAUGAACAUGAAUGAACAUUUAGAAAAGUUGCACCCAAAUUAACUUGCAGAACCUGUCGGGCGGAAGAUAUUCCCCUCAGAGUGGCUCCGAAGUCAGCCAGGAAGCCGCCGGCGGUGAACGUUCAUCCGGAGGAACCGUACCAUCAGGAGCAGCUGCACCGUCCACCAAUCUGGUAUCGACCAGACGAGCCGUCGCAGUACCAGGAGCAGUUGGGCGCGAAGAACCAUCUGAAUGGUCCUAGUAACGCAGCAUUUGGCCAGGAAGAUCAGGAGCAGCAGUUGCGCUCACCGAUUUGGUACAGACCGGAGGAGCCGUGGCGUUCAAAUCUAUAUCAGGAUCAGUUCGGCGCAGUGAACCAGCAGAAUGGUCCGAGUAGCUCAGCAUUCGGACAAGUGGAGCCGGAGCAGCCGUGGCGUCCAGGACAAUUGUGGCAGCAGUUCUACGGCGCUCCGAGAAAUCAGGAUGGACCCAGUACCUCAGCAGUCCGCCAGGAGGAUCCGGCUGGCUUUCAGUACCGCCAGGAACUGUCAGCUCUCGGCCACGAGCAGCUCUACGGCUCUGCUCGCUUCGAGUACCGCCAAACGGUCCCCUACAGCUCACGCUCGAACUCGCCGUCUGCUCUCGCGCCGGACUACUGCUGCUACGACGAGCUCGUUUUUGAGGACAGAGAAUACCAGCCGCCGGGACCGGACAACGAGAAAAGAAGACGCAAACGGUCAGUGAACGUUUUCAUUCCUUCAAUAACUAUUCUAUCUUUUCAGACAUGCGCAAAACGAGAGAAAGAAGGCGUGGAAAGAGGCGCUGCGCAACGAGGAUCCGGAAGUGACGGCCGCCCGUUAUGCGGCUCACGUCGGAGAUUGGGGAGACGAAAAGUGGGAGGAAGGGGAAGCCGAUUGGAUCAUGGACAUGUGA
Messenger RNA from Caenorhabditis sp. 36 PRJEB53466, 1435 nucleotides. The record is from the annotation of a GenBank genome assembly. NCBI's taxonomy places the organism in Eukaryota, Metazoa, Nematoda, Chromadorea, Rhabditida, Rhabditidae.